This is a messenger RNA of Daphnia carinata, 3634 nucleotides long. RefSeq lists its product as uncharacterized. The coding region runs from base 1243 to 2610 and encodes 455 amino acids. The record is from RefSeq and is a predicted model, not a curated record. The transcript is spliced from 5 exons. NCBI's taxonomy places the organism in Eukaryota, Metazoa, Arthropoda, Branchiopoda, Diplostraca, Daphniidae.
ACAAAAAGGGGAGGGAGGUCUAGAAGAAGAGACGGUGGCGGAGUAAUACAACGCCCCAGGGUGUGUGUGUAUAGCAGGUAACCUGCCCGUUUCUUUAAUACCUGUACACACACGCAUCUGGGAAUCGAGCAUAGACUCCCUCUCCAACCUUUCGCUCCCCUCCUUGUUUCUCUUACACACUUUGUGAGUGUGUAUGUGUAAAAUUCUCUCUCUUUCCUACUCACCUUUUCAUCCGUACCUGGUGGGAAAAAAAAAAGAAAUAGAAGAGAAAGAGAAAGAGAGGAAAAAAAGCCACGUUGCCAUCGUACAACGCAGUACGACGAGUGAAUAGACAACAUACAGUCGACGCUGGGCCGGGCAAACGGUCGCCACGGGCUUGGAAAGUGCAACACUCGACCAUCACAAGAGGAAAUUCUAAUUUUUUUUUUUGUGAAGUAGUGACGGGCAGCGACGGGCUGUGUGUGUGCCAAGUUUUUAUUUGUUUCGUCAUUCUGGCAAACAUCGUACGUGAGACAUCGUUGAACAAACAUUUGGAACACGCAAAAUAAUUGUGUGUCAGUUUUUUUUUUUUGUGUUGAUGCGACGUGGACUAGCGAAAGAGUCCUUUAACUUCGUUUGGCGAAAUUGAAUUGUUUUCCACCUGGAACGCAUUUAUUAGCCAUUUUGGGGCGCCAUCAAUAACCAUCGUCUUGUGUGUGUGUCCCUAAAGCUUAACCUUCGAGUUAACGAAAAACGAUUGGUGAACGUGAAAUUCUUGUUGUGGAUCAGACUGGAACAAACCAAAAGAAGAAGAUCCCCCUCCCCGCACAUGGAAAAAACAAAAAGUGAAGGGGACAGGAAGUAAAACAAAGCCGCAAAACAAGUCUGAAGAAAUGGCGUAAAAGGAAACGAAAUAGACGCCACACACUACAAUUGUACCCAGUUGUUUAUCUACAAGAAAGAAUAGUUUAUUUUCAUUUCCAGACAGUGUACCAUGUCCACCGGAUAUUGCAGGUUGACGCUGGAUACCGACACUACCGCCAAUUAUUAUUGCACCGGAUUACCUACGUGAACCAAAAUCCUCAUUCCGUUACGUGAAAAUUCCAAUUUUUUCAAAAAAGAAGUUGACUGACUUGUAGUGACCCACCCGCAAAAAAAAACAGUUUGGAAUAGUGAAUUAAUUAUUUAAAAAAAAAAAAAAAACAUUAGUGUCUUCGUGUGCGUUAGUUUGGUGUCGGAUGUUGAUCAUUGCAAGAUGAGCAAAUGGAGAAGCGCAAUUUGAGAGUGUCCGCUUUGGCUGAGGGAUUGUCGGCUAUCGGCUUGGUCCUGGCCAUCGUCACCGUCAUCUCGCCAUAUUGGGGACGCUUCUCCAACGAAGGAUCUCCUAAUAGUGGCGAUCUGGUCACUGGCUAUUUCGGAUUGUGGACCAUCUGCAAAGACCUGCCUCAGGGGCGCUCCUUCUGCGGCUUGAAUAUCACUGCUUUUAAUCUGUCAACAUGGACAUUUAUCGCCGGGGUCGUUGCUGUUGUCAGUGUCAUCGCCAUCGGUUUGGCUGCUCUGCUGGGUGUCUGUCUCCUGUUGAUGCUCAAAACCCAAGAGCGAGUUUGUCUGCCUUAUCGACCGGCCGUCGUGGCCCGUCUCGUUCUCUCUGCACUAGCAGCCCUGCUUUCAACCGUAGCCAUAGCUUUGGCCAGCAUUCGGACAGACGAGAGGCUGCCGUACGCCUUGAGUCGAGGCUGGACCUUUUACCUGCAGAUGCUGGUCAUCCUUUCCGAGGUCCUCUUGACGCUAACGGCCACUUACGAAUUGAUGCUAAGCCGACGACUAGGUGGCGAUCCCACGUUUUACAGUCGCGAUCCGUCUGGUUCCGGCGCUCUCACGUACUCCAAUCCCAGUUUCAAGGACGAUUCCGGCCGACCCAGUGGAAUGGGUGGCGGACGACCAGGAAGCGGAAUGGGUGGUGGACGGCCCGGAAGCAGCAACGGUUCGUCGACGAGCAAUAGCAGUAUCAAUACCAUCGUUUCGGCCAGCUCUGUACGAUCGGCACCUAAUGGCAAACAGGCCAGCUCCAACGGUUCCAGAAUACACAAUGCGCAUACUAAAAGUUCAUCCACCUCCGGAAAAAGCCCCGCAUCCAGCAGAGCGUCACCUAAGAGGCCCACUACUGGACGGCUGGCCAAUGGUGCGAUGAUCCGUGCAGCAGCUGGUCGUGGGAGCCAACGAAGUCGGUCAAGUGGACACGGCAGUUCAAGAUCGAAACCGACGAUUGCCGUGACGGCCUCCAGUGCUCAUCCGUACUCGAUCGGUGCCGAUGGGCGGUCACCGGACAGCGUCGAUCAAGGCAGCACGUCGAGCAUUUUAAACGGCUCGUUUGGCUCGAUCGAGAGCUCCAGUUAUGGAACGACAAGUUCCAUCAUCUCGGGCAGCUCCGUCUCGUCCAAUCCCAUGGCCUUGUCGCCACGCAAAUCUUCGCUCAAGAAGCCACGGCCCCGUAACGAGGUGCCCGCCUCGCCAGUGCCCGAAGGGAGCGAGACAGGCAGCGUCCUAGGCUUCCAAAACCCGGGCUUUGGUGAAAAUAGGGCCGGAAGCAUCAAACGUGUUCGUAUCGCUUCGCAGAGCACUGACGUUUAAAGAAUUAUUAUUAUUCUUUUAAAAUCCGGACUUUGAUUUUUUGCUUUCAUCUGCAUCCGACUUUGACAGGAUAAGCUGCUUGCAUUUUGGGUUUGACAUUUGGAGCUAAGCUCGCCCUUUAAUGAUACAGACUUUUUUUAAUAACAGUCUUUUCCUGUCUGUCGUUCCAAAGAGCGAGAUCGAUGUAGUGUCCUGAAUCAUGAUGAAGUCUCUCUCGCACAUACGGCGAAGAAAACAAAUGCGUCUGCAUUCAAACCAAUGGUAUCUUCCGUCCGUGUAUGUGAUACUAACCGGUGUGUAGAAGAUUUGUUUUCUCGUUUAGGAAAAAACAACUUUACAUUUGACUUAAUUUUUUUUUUUUAACGUCCCCUCCUUUUUUUCAACGGCUCAUUUAAUUUCUCAGAUUUUUGACAAGACAAAAAAAAAGUAUCUUCUUUUGCAUUGGAAUUAGUAGAUAUGAAAAAAAAAGAAAAAUGGAGUUAAUUUCUUCAUUUUUUGUGUGUGUGGAUCAGUCGAGCGGAUACGUGUAAUGUAUAAAAACGAGUAAGUGCAGGUGCCAAUGUUCUUGCUUUCAGGAACCUGAAAGCUUGGUAUAUUAAGGCGGAAAAAAAUUUAUAGUUGGGAUUUGGAAACAAUCGAUAAUUUGCGUGUUUUUUUUUUCUUCUUUUAAAAAAUUGUUUUUAAUUUUUUUUUGUUUGCUAUUAAUUUCGAUGGUUUCCGUGGUUGUGAUCAAGAGUGGCCCAUUGUUUUCGUUAUCUAUCUGUUUCAUUCACUUCUUGCUUCGUGAACUUUGGCUUCGAAAUAAUUAAGCUGAUGCAUGAAAUAGAAAAUGAAGCAGGUUUUCUUUUCUUUUUGACCUCUCUUCGUAAACAAAAAAUUCCAAUUUAUUCGAAACUUAAUUGAAUUGAAUGCUGUACCCCGAUUGCGGAAGAAAAGUGCACACUUUGUUCUACCCUACGAUUGUAUCGAUCGAUUAUAUUGUUUUGGUUGCGCACUAUGAAUUACAUUAAAAUGUUUCUUCAAA